Messenger RNA from Homarus americanus (American lobster), 1627 nucleotides. RefSeq names its product protein obstructor-E-like (gene Gasp). The record is from RefSeq and is a predicted model, not a curated record. Lineage: Eukaryota; Metazoa; Arthropoda; Malacostraca; Decapoda; Nephropidae. Gene Ontology annotation, molecular function: chitin binding. Bases 57 to 890 code for a protein of 277 amino acids. Gene Ontology annotation, cellular component: extracellular region. The transcript is spliced from 6 exons.
GUGAGCGAGGCGGGGGGAAGCAUCACACACACACAGUUCGUUGUAAUUCCAGCAAGAUGAGAAACGCAGUUGCUCUCUUCCUUCUCGGCUUGGCCACUACCGGACUGGCACAGGAGGCCGCCGGAGACUUCGAGUAUGAAGACUUCCUGUGCCCCAAGGACUAUGGGUUCUUCCCUCACCCCACCCAGUGCGACGCCUACUGGAGCUGCGACGAGGGGAAGCCAGAGUUCCGCCUGUGUGGUAACGGCCUCGCAUUUGAUAUCAAGAACGACACCCGCGAGAACUGCAACUAUUUCUUCGCUGUGGACUGCUCCGACCGUCCCGAGCUGGAGCCCGCCAUCUCCACCCCACACUGUCCCAAUCUCUUCGGUAUCUUCGCUGACCCCGACGACUGCUCCGUCUUCUGGUCCUGCUGGGACGGUGAGUCCUCUAGGUACGCCUGUGCCCCUGGCCUCGCCUACGACAGGAAGUCACGUGUGUGCAACUGGAUGGACAACAUCCCUGAGUGCAAAGAGCAGAGAGAAGCCAUGCAGGACAACUUCGUGUGUCCCGCCCCAGGUGAGCUGGCCGCCACCGGCUCCUUCUCCCGCCACGCCCACCCUGAAGACUGCCGUGAGUACUUCGUGUGUCUGGAUGGCAUAGCUCGUGAGUAUGGCUGCCCCAUCGGCACAGUCUUCCAGAUCGGCAACCAAGACGGCUUCGGUCAGUGCGCCGACCCAGAGACUGUCCCCGGCUGCGAGGACUACUACGGCGACCUGGACCUGUCCAGCCUGAGGAAGAGUCAGCUCCUGCUGGGUAACUUGGGGCUGCAGAACGGUAACAUCGUGACCCCAGCCCCCCGUCCCCGCCGGCCAGUCGCUGCCCCAUCUGACGUCCCAGCAGAAGCCUAGACGACACCAGCGAGGACUACUACGGUGAUCUUGACCUGAGAACGCUUCGUGGACUUGGCUUGUAGAGUCUUAAGAUAAAUAAUAAUAGUAUAGACAUUAAAACUCUACUGAAUUAGAUCAAUCGAAUUUGAGGUUUAAUGUUUUAUCAAUUCGAGGUAGAUUUGAUUGAUAAUAAUUUCCCCAUCGUUAUAAUCAAUGUUCAAAUAUUACCCUCACCCUAGUUAUUGUGUCACGAUAAUUCUUUAUUUUGAAAGAUAAAAGCUGUGACCAGCUUUGAUAAUAAUACAAAGCCUAUUUUUUUUUCUACCAUUUAAUUUUUAUCAUCUUCAUUCAUCGUCAAACCCGAAGCUUCACUUACAUUGCCGACUGAACCCCCCAAACCCUCCCUCCUCACUGAACCAUUGGACACUCCUCAUUGAUCAGGACUCUUAUUUUCAUUUUAUAGGUGUCGGCAGCAAAACCACAUCAUAUAAACAGGAUUAUUAUGUCAGUAUGUUUAUUAUUGUGAGUGUAUCGUUGCUGACUAAACGUUAAAUCUCUGUAUGAUAACUCCAGUCUGUACGUUAAUUUCAUAUCUCUGUACGAUAACUCCUCACUCACAAGGUCCACCACCACUCCCCUGGCUGCAUUAUCUUCUUUCGUGUCUUGUGUAAGCCGAGUACGGCAUGUGUCUGUUGUAUAUUGUUAAGUUGUACAAUAUUAUUAAGUAUUUUGUAAAUAAAAUACUCCAAUAAGAA